Branchiostoma belcheri (Belcher's lancelet) is the source of this 3881-nucleotide messenger RNA. RefSeq lists its product as uncharacterized. Gene Ontology annotation, molecular function: transmembrane transporter activity. Bases 1 to 3354 code for a protein of 1117 amino acids. Gene Ontology annotation, biological process: transmembrane transport. NCBI's taxonomy places the organism in Eukaryota, Metazoa, Chordata, Leptocardii, Amphioxiformes, Branchiostomatidae. The record is from RefSeq and is a predicted model, not a curated record. The transcript is spliced from 18 exons. Gene Ontology annotation, cellular component: membrane.
AUGGAGUAUGAAGAUGUACUGCGGCAGUACCUCGGUGAGUUCGGCAGGUACCAGAAACUGGCAGCUGUGCUCAUCAUCCUGGUCGGUCCGUCUGUCGGCGCGACAAUGCUCGCCCAGGCUUUUCUGGCGGCUACUCCCGGUCACCACUGCCGGCUCUACCAGAACAACUCUUCGGGCAUGUAUGGCCACCCCUCCGGUAGACUCAAUGUCAGUGUUCCCAUGGAAAACGUGGACGGUGCGUCGAGGUUCAGCUCGUGUUUGAUGUACAACAGAAGUGGUGGAACAGCAACAGGGGAUAACCUCACAGUAAUAUCGUGUAUCCACGGCUGGGAGUACGACCAGAGCAUAUAUCACAGCACUGUUGUCACAGAGUACGACCUUGUGUGUGGGCGCCACUGGUUAAAGGAACUGGGUCAGUCCAUCUUCAUGGUGGGGAUGUGCGCUGGGGGUCUAAUCUCAGGAAUGACAUCGGACAGAUUUGGACGCCGUCCAACGGUUCUAGCCUGCAUCCUGCUGCAGCUGAGUUCUGGACUUGCUGCUGCCUUCACCAAAGAUUUCAUUGCCUUCGUUGUUCUCCGUCUGCUUGCCGGCGGCGCUGCCAACGGUCUCUUCUACGUCGGCUUACCACUCGCCUUAGAAGUUAUCGGCUCGUCCAAGCGCAAUGUGGUGGGAAUGACGAUCUCGAUGAGCUUUAUCGUUGGUUCAGUCGUUCUCGGAGGCCUUGCGUACUUUCUGCGGGAUUGGUGGAGCCUUCAGCUGGCCCUGGCACUUUUAUCAGCGCCGCUGCUCUCGUACUGGUGGCUUCUUCCCGAGUCUCCGCGAUGGCUCCUGAGUAACAACCGGACCAAAGAAGCCAGAAUCAGCAUUCAGAAGGCUGCCAAGGUCAACAAGGUCACCAUUCCGGAUGAUGUAUACCAUAAACUGACAAAACCGAAAGGCAAAGAACCUGGGGAAAAAUCCAAGAAGUACAGUUUGAUCGACCUGUUCCGAGGUCCUCGUCUGAGGAUGAGUACAAUAACGAUGUCUUCAGUCUGGUCUGCCACAGUGGUCGUGUACUUCGCCUUGAUCAUCGGUUCUGCCGACCUGGCUGGUGACCCUUACCUGAACUUCGUCCUGGGAGCACUGCUGGAGAUCGGGCUGUCUCUUGUGGGUUUGGUUGCCAUGGAGAAGUGGGGGAGGAGGCCUGUGGUUGGUGGAUAUCUGUUCCUGUCAGGAGCCGCCUGUCUGGCAGUGGCAGCAAGUCCAACAGAGCGACAGGAGGUUAUUCGAUAUUUGUUCUUGGUCGGUCGGUGUGCCAUCGGAGCCGCCUUCACCACUCUGGCCGUGUACACCCCGGAGGUUUUCCCCACCGUGGUCAGGACGAUGGGCGCGGGCGUGGCCAACAUGUCGUCCCGUGUGGGCGGCAUCCUGUCCCCGUUCGUGUCCCUGCUGGCUGACGUGUGGCCGCCCCUCCCCAUGCUCACGUUCGGGGUUCUCAGCACUCUGGGCGGCGCCGGAGUCUUCAGUCUGCCGGAGACGUUCGGAAUCCCUCUGCCGGAUACACUGGAAGACGCCGAGAACUUGGGAAGAGAGCAACAAACAAAGUUUGACACAGCAGGAAAGAUCAUCGAACCCGAACGCGACCGUGACCUCAGCUACAUUGGACCUGUUGUAGUCUUGGUCAUCAUGGAGUAUGAAGAUGUACUGCGGCAGUACCUCGGUGAGUUCGGCAGGUACCAGAAACUGGCAGCUGUGCUCAUCAUCCUGGUCGGUCCGUCUGUCGGCGCGACCAUGCUCGCCCAGGCUUUUCUGGCGGCCACUCCCGAGAACCACUGCCGGCUCUACCACAACGACUCAUCGGGCAUGUACCCUUCCGGUAGACUCAAUGUCAGCGUUCCCAUGGAAAAUGUGGACGGUACUUGGAGUUUCAGCUCUUGUUUGAUGUACAACGGAACUGGUGGAACAGCAACAGGAGAUAACCAAACAGUAACAUCGUGUAACCACGGCUGGGAGUACGACCAGAGCAUAUAUCACAGCACUGUUGUCACAGAGUACGACCUUGUGUGUGGGCGCCACUGGUUAAAGGAACUGGGACAGUCCAUCUUCAUGGUGGGGGUGAGCGCUGGGGGACUCAUCUCAGGAACGGCAUCGGACAGAUUUGGGCGCCGUCCAACGGUUCUAGCCUGCAUCCUGCUGCAGCUGAGUUCUGGACUUGCUGCUGCCUUCACCAAAGAUUUCAUCGCCUUCAUUGUUCUCCGAUUGCUUGCCGGCGGUGCUGUCAAUGGUCUCUUCUACGCCGGCUUAACCCUUGCCAUAGAAGUUAUCGGCUCGUCUAAGCGCAAUGGGGUGGGAAUGACGAUCUCAAUAAGUUGGGCCGUGGGUACAGUCGUUCUCGGAGGCCUUGCGUACUUUCUGCGGGAUUGGUGGAGCCUUCAGCUGGCCCUGGCUCUACUAUCAGCCCCAAUGCUCUCAUACUGGUGGCUUCUCCCCGAGUCUCCGCGAUGGCUCCUGACUAACAACCGGACCAAAGAAGCCAGAAUCAACAUUCAGAAGGCUGCCAAGGUCAACAAGGUCACCAUUCCAGAUGAUGUCUACGAUAAACUGACAAAACCGAAAGACAAUGAACCUGGGGAAAAACCCAAGAAGUACAGUUUGAUCGACCUGUUCCGGGGUCCUCGUCUGAGGAUGAGUACAAUAACGAUGUCUGCAGUCUGGUUUGCCACAGUGGUCGUGUACUAUGCCUUGAUCAUCGGUUCUGCCGACCUGGCUGGUGACCCUUACCUGAACUUCGUCCUGGGAGCACUGCUGGAGAUCGGGCUGUCUCUUGUGGGUUUGGUUGCCAUGGAGAAGUGGGGGAGGAGGCCUGUGGUUGGUGGAUAUCUGUUCCUGUCAGGAGCCGCCUGUCUGGCAGUGGCAGCAACUCCAACAACUAUGCAGGAAGUUAUUCGGUACCUUUCCUUGGCCGGUCGGUGUGCCAUCGGAGUCGCGUUCAACACUUUGAUGGUGUACACCCCGGAGGUUUUCCCCACUGUCGUCAGGACGAUGGGUGUGGGCGUGGCCAACAUGUCGUCCCGUGUGGGCGGCAUCCUGUCCCCGUUCGUGUCCCUGCUGGCUGACGUGCGGCCGCCCCUCCCCAUGCUCACGUUCGGGGUUCUCAGCAUUCUGGGCGGCGCCGGAGUCUUCAGUCUGCCGGAGACGUUCGGAAUCCCUCUGCCGGAUACACUCGAAGACGCCGAGAACUUGGGAAGAGAGCAGAAAACAAAAGUUGACAAAGAAAAGAAGAUCACCGAACCCGAACGCGACCGUGACCUGAGCUACAUUGGACCUGUAGUAGUUAGUGGCCACGUGAUUUGGGACAAUGAAUUCUUCUUUUAGAAUCAUACGAGAAUGUUGAUACACGUAUAUCGGGGUGAGCCACGCGAACACGAAUCCCUCAAUAUCAAUGUGAAGUCGAUUUAUUUACACCUGCUCGCCGAAAUAUGCCGAGGACCGGCUCUUUUUUAAGGAAAUUAUCAAUCAAAUCGGUGUCUAGAAUUUAUUUUAGGUGAUGACACAUGCAUAUAUGGCAUGUUUGCGCCGUGCUUCUUGAUUUGUUGAAAAAUAAGACACGCCUUGGAUUUGGUGGUGGGUGACGGUUUUAUUGGAGCAUAGGCAUAACAAUGAACAUAUCCAGAUAAUAAUCUGUUUUUAACAAUUGCAACGUCAUAUCAUUUAGCAAAAAUGAAAGCUAUGGAAAGGUGAAUUCAAUGAUAUAUGGUACUAAGCUAUGUCUUUGCCAUUUAUAGUUGAGCAGCAUCAUUGAAUCUCACAAUGCAAGUCUAGUUUUAUGAUAGGAUGAUAUGAUUUUUCUAAAGCUUAUCAAAUAUUGACUAACAUCAAUUACCAGCUGAUCAAAACAAAUU